CCUAGAUCAUCGCUGCUGUUGCCGCUGCCGCUAUUUCCGCUACUCAAACUUGACGGACGUGUCGGCCAAAACGCUCUCCCUGUGGCCUUACUCCUCUGCGGUUGUGAUUGUUUUCUUUCAUCAAGAAACAUCACUUGUUGGUAACUUGUCAAAUUCAAGAAAUAUUUCUCGAGAAGCAGUCUGUGGGCAGGCGUAGACGUUGCAGCUUCGAGCAUUUUGGCAAAUUAAAGCACAUGAGCCGUUGAUUGGUCUCAUUUCCACGACUUGUAAGGUCAGAACUGCUGUGUGAAUUCAAGACGUUGGUUUGUUUUGGUAAAUAUUUAUUGCAUCCUUAUUAUUUGUCAAGUAUUGUUUUAGAUGCCAGAGAUAUAAUUGUGAACAAGAUGAAGUCUGCUUUGAUUGAGUUUAUAUCCUAAUGGGAAAAGACAAAAAUCUUCCCCUUGGAAGGAGUUUUAUCCAUAGUUAUUGUAAUGGCGGCUGAAGUGCAAAUGGUACUUUAUGAAGAUGAUUCAGUGCAAGUACAGUAUGUUGAUGGAUCCAGACUGCAGCUUUCUCCCUGUGGCUCUGAAUUUUUAUUUGAAAAGGCACCCCUUGUUUCAGCACAUCCUUUAGAACAACCAGAAAGAAUUCGUCAAAGGACACACUUUGUUAUUAGCACUUACCGAGAGCAACUACAGAGAGCCCUAGAUUUUCGAAAUUCUUUUGCCACUUGCCCUUUUUUAUCUGAAAGCAUUAUACCUUCUGAGAGAAAAAAGCAUAUCUUCAUUGACAUCUCAGAAGUGAGAUGGCCCAGUCUGGAUAUGGAUGAUCGCAUGAUAUGCAUGCAGAAUGGCACCGUGAAGAUAUCAUCCUUAGAUGGCCAUGCAUACCUUUGCCUGCCCAAAUCUCAACAUGAAUUCACAGUACAUUUUUUGUGUAAAACAAGCCAGAAGCCAGACUCAUCUAGAGUAUUGUCAGAAAAAAAUAAUCAUGCCAAAAAGGACAAACUAAUUGAGAAAACAGGCAAAAUCUACACAAAUGAAAGUUUAUCAGGACAGAGACUGAAGAAGAAAGAUAAUGCACUUCACUGUCAGAUCAUGAAAUCCAAAGAACCUUUAGAGAAGAAGAGCUGUGUAAACAGAAGUGAAGGGAGGGAGGCACUGCAUUCGCUUGGCACAAAGCACACAUAUGUAUACACAUGGGUAAAACAGCGCUGGUGUGUGGCCUCCUGUCCAGACGAAUGGAAAUACCCUUUGUCUUUAGCACUUCAUUUUCAUAGUAAAAUCAGCAAUGUAUCUGGAAUUGAUGUAAAUAUCACCCAGAGUAGAAUUUUAACUUCUGAUGUUUCAGAAGAAAGAGGAAAAGAGGUCUCCGUUCUUCCCAGGGCCUUGUUACUCAGCUGUCCUGUCCCACACUUGCACAGGUGGAAUUUUUGUGAUUCACUUUCACAGAGACCGUCUGAUGAAGAAGAAUAUUCCUAUCCUGAACUAGUGAAAGUGGUUUGGUAUAAGGGUAUUACAUACAGACUUACCCAUAAAAAUAUGAACUCAAUAGAGAUUUAUCCUGGGGAUGGAUCUGUGUUCAAAUCAGAAGGAGCUUAUUUCGGGAACUAUUUUACAUACUACUCUAUUCGAGAAGGAUCAGGAGAGAGAGAAGAGAAAACAUAUUCAGUAAAUAACCUUCCACCAGACAGACCCGGAAGUCUGUUUUCUGUGUGUUCUCUAAUUAAACGGGCAACCAGGAUUCUUCAGCAUUGUGCCAAGAUGAGACUUUCAUUAAGCCAUAAUUAUCGUAUAUGGUGCUGGAAAAUGGUACCUGGGAUAAAUGAUAACAGUAUACUGCCUUUGCUUUUGAGAGAAUCAGUCAUACCCAGCGUGGGAAGAUUUCUUGCAUACUCUGAUGACAAAGUACAUGUUAUUUUUUUAGAUGGUGUUACUCUAACCCUAAAUUGGAAUUUUGGCUCUUUUAUAGAAAAGACACAGGUAAAUCAAGGUCUCAACUUAGGUUGGUGUAAGUUAACUUUUCCUGAUGGACAUGAUCAGUUAAUUCAGAUUGAACAUCCUGGACCAUAUGAAAGAUAUGUGACAACAGUAAUAUCAUGGUGCAGAAGACUGACCCGGACUAGUGAGAGAGAGGUGCCCACACAUCCUUCCUCUUCUUUUCUUGAAGAAAAUUGGUGUGUGGCUUCUGAACUUGAAAAGAUACAGAAGUUCAACUUAUUAUUGGAGAAUAGUGGUGUCCUAAACCAGAUUUCUAACAAAAAAAAUGAACAGUCUUCUGAUAAUUACAAACCAAAAUAUUCAGAAAUCUUGCUCGAAGAAGAUAAUGAAAACAGAGUAGCAGUGGCACUGAAAAAAACCUCUGAAAUUCUUCAGGAUAUUGACUGUCUUCUAUCAAACUCUAAAAAGUGAAAAAUGGAAUUAUUGCAAUAUAUUAUUAAACCUUAAGGAUGUUGUUUCAAGUGCUUGGUAUAAAAUUACUAGAAAGCCAAAAAAUUGUAUAUAUGACUUCUGUACAGUGAUUAUAUGGGAAGUGACAUUUAAUUUUGGAGGUAUUUUAUCUAACCUAUAAAUUUAAAAAUAUGUAUUUAUAAUAUACUUAUUAAUAAAUAACUUGAAAUUUUGAAC
Rhinolophus ferrumequinum (greater horseshoe bat) is the source of this 2606-nucleotide messenger RNA. RefSeq names its product chromosome 7 C5orf34 homolog (gene C7H5orf34). Lineage: Eukaryota; Metazoa; Chordata; Mammalia; Chiroptera; Rhinolophidae. Bases 471 to 2390 code for a protein of 639 amino acids. The record is from RefSeq and is a predicted model, not a curated record. The transcript is spliced from 14 exons.